UCCCUUAGUAAAAGGGGAGGUAUAAGGCAAAUACUUGACAGAAAAUGGAAUGUAGGUCUGCACUGGAAAUAGCUAAAUAGGAGAACUUGACCUUUUAUCGGGACACAGAAAGUCGACCAGCUGAUGAUUCCAAACUAGCUGCCAUUUUCAGGUCAUUCGAGGCAUCUCGCUAAAUUGUUUGUUGCUCCAGAUAUUUGUAUGAGUAAGCCUGCUUUAUUCGCCUGUUAAUUUCCCUUUGUAAUGGACAAAACGCGUUGUCCUGUGCUGUCUAGUGGUGGAAUAUAAAUCAUGAUGGCUGAUGGAUGUUGCAAAGGAAUGGAAAGAGGCAGGGGUAAGAUUGCAUCAGACUCUUUACCAAGACAUGCAUUUCCUCAGCAAUAUGUUCAGACCUGGUCACAGCAGCAAGGAAAUGACAUCCAAGAAUUAGCUUCCAAACGCGUCGACAUCCAGAAGAAACGCUUUUAUCUGGAUGUCAAGCAGAGUGUACGCGGCCGUUUCCUUAAAAUAGCCGAGGUGUGGAUAGGAAGGGGCCGUCAUGAUAACAUCAGAAAGAGCAAGCUGACACUGUCUAUGUCGAUGGCUCCCGCUCUACGCUACUGUCUGGGAGACUUUAUAGAUUAUUACGCCCGCAUUGGACUGCGGGGGGGGCUGGCGCCUCCGCAGGUCGAGGACCACAGUAACAAUGGCCAGGGCCGCGGGAACGACUCCCGUAAGAGAGCGCAGGAGCAUCACGCGAACCUGUCCCCCACCGGUUCUGUUGUGUCCGAUGACCAUGCACAUCGUGUUCUCAAGAGCGAAUUUAUUGAGCGAGACAACAGAAAGUACUUUCUGGACCUGAAGGAGAACCAGAGAGGCAGAUUCCUCCGCAUACGGCAGACUGUCAGCAAAGGACACGGCACAAUGGGCUACUACGGCCAGGGCAUCGAGCAGACCAUAGUGUUACCCGCACAGGGACUGAUUGAGUUCAGAGACGCUCUGUCACAGCUGAUUGAAGACUACGGGGACGAAGAGAGCGAAGACCGCAGCCGAGCAGGCUCCAGGAAUCGCAACGACAACCCCGAGCUUCCAGAGGCUGCGUCUUUUCGAGUGGACAACAAAAGGUUUUACUUUGAUGUGGGUUCAAACCGGUAUGGUAUCUUUUUAAAAAUCAGCGAAGUGCGACAGCCGUAUAGAAACACCAUCACAGUUCCCCUAAAAGCCUGGGCUAGAUUCGGAGAGAAUUUCAUCAGGUACGAGGAGGAGAUGCGACGAAUCUUUUCUUGUCACAAAGAUAAAAGGACAGAUGGCCAGCAAGACAGUGAGGAACAGGAGGACUGACCUUCAUGGUGCUUUUAGCAUGUAGCCUAAUUUAGGGUUUCAGUUUUGUCCAGAUGGGACAAUAAUAUGAUGUACUGUAUGUGUCCCUACCAUACUACUCAGAUACGAUGUACUUCAUUAACUUUUCAGUUUAUUUGCCAAGGGCUGAUAAACUCAAAAUUUUUAACAUGCCAAGAAGUCAGUCAUCAUUUUCUCAUUAUUGUGUUGUAGCCACUUAGUCAGGGCCAUCCCAGGGUCCUGAGCCAGCUGCAUCCCUGCGCUCCCCCAUACCAUACUCAUGCCUCCCUGUUAAAUUCAAGAGUGCAGUGUUCAUUUGCUUAAACUUUAAUUCUAAGUUACAUAGAAAGUUGAAGCUAAUAAUAUCUGUUAAUAUUUUACCCCCAAAGCAAUAUGGUUAACAAUUUUAUGGCACACUAAUGUGCAGAAAUUUUGUCAGUUUUUAGAGUUAAUUUGUUAAGUAUAGUGUGUUUUGUGAUAGGUACAAUUUAAGAAAUGAUAUAGAAAGAAAAAAAUCGGACCUUUUUAUUAAUGAAGAAAAUACCUCAUAUAUUGGAACUUACUGUAAGUGCAAUACACACAAGCAGCAUUAUAGAACACUUGCAACCCAACUGGACAAGUGGAGAAGAAAUUAAAUUACAGGAAUCAGAAUUGGAAAUGGGAAACGAGUGUUGUACAGAUUAAUGCUGCCAGUUAAGACUUGAUGGGAGGGGAGGAAAAAUAAGACACAUAUUGUGACGUUAAUCACAUACUGUUGGUGUGUGCUGCCUUUUCACUGGUCCAGCCGGAAGGUUUUCAUUCAUGUUAACAGUUCCAGUUUAUGUUGCCUCAUAUGAGACACAAAACAUUGCUUUAAAUGUCCAUGAUAAUGCUGGCAAAAAUGAAUUUAGUGACAGCUUUUCCUGCAGUGCAGUACUUUAGGCCAAUCAAUCUGUGCAAAUGACCAGACUAGAGCAUCCUGAAAUGUAUAAAAUGUGCUGCUUACCUCGGCAGCAUAACGAUGGGGGGAGACAUGUGCUGUAGAAGCCUGCUUUAAAUUACAAGGACACAAAGCACUACAUGAUGUUCUGGUUUUUGAUAAGAGUGCAGUUGUACUGUGUGUUGCAUUCACAAAAAUGGGGGAGGUAAAAUGAAUUAAAAAAAACUUUAUAGGUACUGCAAUCCAAGUCCAGUAAUUCUAUCCAACACAAGCACUUAAACCUUAUUUAGACUUCUGCGUGAAAUCUGUGUUGCAACACUUGAAAAAGAAUGGGCUUGUAGAAUUUGCUGAAAGACUAGAUCACUUGAUGACUUGAUAUAAUUACCUUAAAAAUGGUUAAUAAAACUAGAAAACAACUAUAUAUGUAGCGGUCCAUUCAGGAACCCUAAAAUACAGCUCAACAGAAGAAUAAAAAACUGACUGCUAUCUGGAAAGACACACAGAUCUAAUGUCACAUUUCUAGAGAGUAACUGUGUUACUGGAGUUACAUUAUUUAUUUUAUGUGAUACUAAUAUCCUAAUACUUAAAUUUACAUAACAUAUUGACAGAAGGAAAGGUAUUUUACAUGUGUUCUGCUGAACACACAACAUUGUAAUAUGCUAUCUUUAGUGGCUGCACCCUCUGUCGUUCAGUGUCUUUACUACAUUUGACAGAGCCUAAACGUAGACCUGAAAAAAGAUGCACCAUGUUGCAUGACUGCUUGGAGUGUGGCUGCUCUUCCUAUUAUUCACAUGAAUUUGAAACAUAUAGCGGAUGGUACACUGAUGGUAGAAAAGUUCUAAAAUAAUAGAGAGAAGAGGUCUAUGCACUUUGACCUAGACAAACAAGCCUCCGUUUUUUGUUUUGUUUUUUGUUUUUAAUCUUUUGGCUUUCACUCAUUACAGCCAAGUUAUACAAGUUCUAAACAUUUUGCCAAAGAGAAUGCUUCUUUUCAUAAUUUAUUUUUGGCAUGAGGAGGAAUAAUUAAACAUCAAAGUUUAUACUUUAAGUACCUUCCUGCCUAUUCUGUAAUAUUGUGUGGUGCUAUGAAAAUGGUUUCACACAUUGUCUUUUGAGGAUGUUGAUACCCAGUUUUCACUAUUACAGCUCAGGUCCGUUUUUUUUUGUUUUUUUUUAAUAUAUAUGACGUAAAUAGAUCAAAGUCAAGGUAUAAACUGGGCUUGUUACCUUGAUGUCAGCAAAUAGCCCAGUGCUUACUGGUGAAUUGGGGGUGUUGGGAUCGAAAGGGCUCAACAUCAAGCUCAAAUGGGUCUAUAGAAAAUCUUAAAUCAAUAUGCUUGUGCCUGCAGAACCUUGUAUUUUACCUUUCCUUGCUGUCUAUUGAUGAACAAGUGAUUACAUUUUUUGAAAGUGUAAAUGUAAGUGUAAGUUCAUUUUUAACUUUAAGUCCUUAAAAUCCAUCCAAGUGCUGCUAUUCAUGAGCUUGGAUGGCAUUUUGCUGUAUAUUUGCCUAUGUUUGCAUUCUGUGACCAGCAUGAAAGUAGAGCUGGUCACAUUGACAAAGAACCCAAGCCAGACUUGAGCAUCAUACCAGGAUAAGGCAAAAACCUAGAUCAACCUUAAUGUCCUUAAAAAGGACAAAAACCUAAAAAUUGAAGUACCUAAACUCUAAAUGUGCAAAUGGUAAAGCUAGUUUUAUCUUCAGUAGAUUUUAAAGCAUAAACCCAAUCAAUUAAAUAGAUUCAUGUUAAUGCUUAAUCUUAACAUGAUUAACUUAAUUCCAGUAGCUUCUUUAUACUUCCCACUACCACUGAAACACAGUGCAGUACUUUACUGUGAGUGACAACAUCAUUUCUGUUAUAAAAAAGAAAGAAAUAGUAAUAUAAGCAGAAAGGGAUUCGUCUGCUACAACACGAUAUUCCUUUCUAAUAUGGAAAUUUACAAGGAAAGUACCUCUGGAGCUGAGGUACACCCUUUGAGAUUAGAUAAUAUUUUUUAAAGUACAGGUCCUAAUAAGCUAAAGUACGUUGACUGUUUGAACUUUAUUUUGAAUUAGGUGGGCAGCUUUUUAAAUUCUCAUGCAGGAAGUCAUAUUUCCCACGAGAUGCUGAUGCUUAUAUGAAGAGGUGUCAGAGCUAAUUGUCAAGUUUAUAUCUGAACAGAAACAAGUCAAAGUUAAUAUUUGAUACCUCAUGUCUGUUUUGGGGUCUUUGUCUCAGUUUCACAGAUUUGAGAUUUAGUGAAAUGAAGAAGGGGAAAAAAGGA
This is a messenger RNA of Pundamilia nyererei, 4498 nucleotides long. It is a transcript of the gene purg, whose product is annotated as purine-rich element binding protein G. The record is from RefSeq and is a predicted model, not a curated record. Gene Ontology annotation, cellular component: nucleus. Gene Ontology annotation, molecular function: DNA-binding transcription factor activity, RNA polymerase II-specific; purine-rich negative regulatory element binding; RNA polymerase II transcription regulatory region sequence-specific DNA binding. The transcript has a single exon. Gene Ontology annotation, biological process: regulation of transcription by RNA polymerase II. Lineage: Eukaryota; Metazoa; Chordata; Actinopteri; Cichliformes; Cichlidae. Bases 289 to 1317 code for a protein of 342 amino acids.